AUGGCAGAGAUGAACCUCACCUUGGUGACCGAGUUCCUCCUUAUUGCAUUCACUGAAUAUCCUGAAUGGGCACUCCCUCUCUUCCUCUUGUUUUUAUUUAUGUAUCUCAUCACUUUAUUGGGGAACUUAGGGAUGAUUAUUCUGGUCCGCAUGGAUCACCAGCUCCACACUCCGAUGUAUUUCCUUCUGAGUCACCUCGCUUUCAUGGACAUCUGCUACUCAUCUGUCACUGUCCCCCAGAUGCUGGCAGCGCUGCUGGAGCACGGGGCAGCUUUAUCCUACACACGCUGUGCUGCUCAGUUCUUUCUGUUCACCUUCUUUGGUUCCAUCGACUGCUACCUCUUGGCCCUCAUGGCCUAUGACCGCUACUUGGCUGUGUGCCAGCCCCUGCUUUAUGUCACCAUCAUGACACAGCAGGCCUGCUUGAGUCUUGUGGCUGGGGCUUACGUUGCUGGUCUCGUCAGUGCCUUGGUGCGGACAGUCUCAGCCUUCACUCUCUCCUUCUGCGGAACCAAUGAGAUUGACUUUAUUUUCUGUGACCUCCCUCCUCUGUUAAAGUUGACCUGUGGGGAGAGCUACACUCAGGAGGUGGUGAUUAUUGUGUUUGCCAUUUUUGUCAUCCCUGCCUCCAUGGUGGUGAUCUUGGUGUCCUACCUGUUUAUCAUCGUGGCCAUCAUGAGGAUCCCUGCUGGAAGCCGGGCCAAGACCUUCUCCACCUGCACCUCCCACCUCACUGCUGUGUCACUCUUCUUUGGUACCCUCAUCUUCAUGUACCUGAGAGGUAACUCGGGUCAGUCUUUGGAGAAGAAUCGGGUAGUGUCUGUGCUUUACACAGCAGUCAUCCCCAUGUUGAAUCCCCUCAUCUACAGCCUGAGGAACAAGGAAGUGAAGGAGGCCCUGAGAAAAAUUCUCAAUAGAGCCAAGUUGUCCUAA
Pongo pygmaeus (Bornean orangutan) is the source of this 933-nucleotide messenger RNA. RefSeq names its product olfactory receptor 9Q1. Gene Ontology annotation, biological process: G protein-coupled receptor signaling pathway. Gene Ontology annotation, molecular function: olfactory receptor activity; G protein-coupled receptor activity. Bases 1 to 933 code for a protein of 310 amino acids. NCBI's taxonomy places the organism in Eukaryota, Metazoa, Chordata, Mammalia, Primates, Hominidae. Gene Ontology annotation, cellular component: membrane. The transcript has a single exon. The record is from RefSeq and is a predicted model, not a curated record.